Messenger RNA from Cavenderia fasciculata, 210 nucleotides. RefSeq lists its product as uncharacterized. The transcript has 2 exons. Bases 1 to 210 code for a protein of 69 amino acids. Lineage: Eukaryota; Evosea; Eumycetozoa; Acytosteliales; Cavenderiaceae. Gene Ontology annotation, molecular function: zinc ion binding; nucleic acid binding. The record is from RefSeq and is a predicted model, not a curated record.
AUGAACUACUUUAUCAUGGUUCAAUGUUUUAAAUGUACAAGAGAAGGACAUUAUGCCGAUCAAUGUAAUGGUUAUGACAAUCCUCCUACUUCUCGUGGUGUAGUCAACGGCUUGAAAUCAAUAGAACAAGCACAAAAGUUUAAAGCAGCUGCUUUCGGAACUGCCAACUCUACAAAUGGAACUGUUUAUUAUCCAUUUAAUAAAAAGUAA